Messenger RNA from Pyrenophora tritici-repentis Pt-1C-BFP, 2856 nucleotides. The record is from RefSeq and is a predicted model, not a curated record. NCBI's taxonomy places the organism in Eukaryota, Fungi, Ascomycota, Dothideomycetes, Pleosporales, Pleosporaceae.
AUGCGUUCCAUCCCUUUACUUGGCCUUGUCCUUGUGCAUGUGCUGCCUGCGCUUGCCGAUGUCUCUCGUGGACAAGAGAGCUGUACCUGCGGCUUCUACGACGGCCAAACUAAGGAGCUCUUCACCGACUCUAUCAUUGUUUACUUCAACGAAACGACAGACAUCCCAGCCGAUUUCGUUGCAGAGGAAUUUCAGCAGAGAUAUGGCAAAGACUGGAAUGCCGUCUACCGAGAAGGCGCGUCUCCGGCCAAUGUCAGAAUCAAUCAAAGUGUGGCCCUCGAUCUUGUUGUGCAGCCGUCAACAGCAGACCAUAUUGUCACAGGUGCUAGUCUUCGAACCGCAAGACGUGACAUCCAGCAUGGCUCCUUUCGCACAUUGAUCAAGUCGCCAAGCAGAAGAGCUCUCGGCACCGCAGCUUCUAUGAUGUGGAAAUACAACGAGACUCAGAUGACAGAACUCAGUGUUAUGAACACCAAUUAUCAUGCCAACCCCUGGGUUGGCACCUUUGUUAACAACGAGUUCACGACUCGUAAUCUCGGCAUGAACUUCAGCCAGUUACUGAAUGAUACGGCUGCCAACCGCAACUACACCACUCUCGGUGGUGGAAUGGCUAACGGCAGCAUUAACCCAUGGGAAUUCACCGAGUACAGAAUCGACUGGACUGUAGACUACAUCAAUUUCUACAUUGGGGGCAAUCUCACAAGACAGGUCCUUCAAAAGAAGAACAAGAAAAUGCCAUCGGUUCCCUCCGCCUUGUACUUCAAGCACUGGUCGACGGGUAACCGUUACUCAAUGCGUGGUCCCCCAACCGAGUAUGCGUCUGUUGCAGAAGUUGGCUGGAUUCGUAUGUUCUUCAAUUCAUCUUCGAUGACCGACGACUCUCGCCAAGACUUUGCCGUCCGUUGCCCGUUGACUGCCGCAUGCUCAAUGGACGAUAUUUCAUUGCGUGGUUCAACCCCUUUUACCGAGAUCGCGACCAAGAAAUGGAAGCAAAACGCUGAUAGGGACAUCAAGCGCAUGCCGGCUCUCUGGCUCUCGGUAACUUGCAUCAUCUUCUCGACUGUUCUGAUUAUCCACGCCCUUGUCAAACGUCUUGUACCCAAGUUCAACAGCGAUCUUCCCAAGGAGACUCCAGCUCCAGUAACCAUGCCGGGUGAAGAUGAGAAGAACAGCUUUGGCGCUAGCGCAUACACUGUGGCCUCGAAUGACAUAUUCGCCGAUCGCCCCUCUGGUGACAUCCGGAGCUCUGAUGACAAGACGUCAUCAAAUUCCCAGAAGCGCAACUCGAUAGAUGAUCUCGCCAUUGAGAGGAUUGAAGCAGUGCCCGCUCCAUCAACAUUGGGAGAUUCAACUCCAAAGGAUCCACUCUGUUCGCUUGUUGUUACUGUCAUGCAUUUUGGUUUGACUUUUGUUCCUGCAAUUGUCACGCCCAGUGCUGACGCACAUAACGCAUCUGAACCCUGGGCACAGCGCAUCGUCGGUCCCUUCCUGCUCAAUCAAAUGUGGCUUGGUGUCUUCUUCACAACCUCCGUCCGUUUCUUGACUGCACCAUAUCUGCGAAAAGGCCGGAUGGAUGAAAUCUGCAAGGCUACCGUACGUCGUACUCCCCGUCUUAUGAUACCAGUAGCCAGUAUGGCGCUAUUGGAGUACUUUUUCAUCGACAUCGGGGCAACGCGCUUCCUCCAAUACAUCCCCAGUUUAACGUGGUCUACAUGGCCGUACGUAACGCGAUACAACAACUUUGCCCAGUACAUCUCUGAGAUCCUGGAACUCAUGUUCCUUGUACCCAACGCCGUUCCCCAAAUCACACUGCACUACUGCACCGGUGUGCUUUGGACCAUCGCUGUCCAACUUCAAGGCUCUUGGCUCGUUCUCCUCGGCGCUGUCGUCGUCUACGAAAUAAAGACGCCAUGGAAGCGCAUGGCAUACUAUUCCUUCUGCCUGAUAAACCACUGGUAUGCGCAAUCCUGGGGCACAUACCUAUGGAUUGGUCUUAUCCUCACCGACCUUGAUGUAACAUUCAAGUGGAAGGCGUUUCUGAACAGCAAACCGGCGGCAUACUAUCCUGUCAUUACUUUUUUUUGGACCUGCGUUGGCCUAGGGUUUCUUGCUAACGUACUGCCUACUUGGGGAGCCACGACUUUCAAUUUCAGCACUGGCGAACGAGGCAUCCACCCAGAUGCGUCAUCGGGCGAGGCCAUCAUGAACACAGACUUGGCUGGUUAUCCACCGUACUAUACGCCGCGUCUAAACGGCCUGCUGUUUGCGGGUGGCAUGCAAGCUGUAGUCGAGCUCUCCUCUGCAGUCCAAUGGUUUCUCUCUACGCCGCCUUUUCUCAUCCUCUUCCCACACGUCUUCACAAUCUACCUCAUCCACGGUCUUGUCUUCUGGAGCUACGGCUCUUGGCUCUUGAUUGUUCUCGCCGAGCGCGGGAUUCCAUAUGGCAUUAACAUCGCAGUCGUAGGUGUGACCUCCUACGCGGUCAUGUUCGCAUCUCUCCCCAUCGUUACGCCCGUCAUCGAGGCGCUUGGAAAGGAUAUGACGGCACUAGUGUGGAUGACGGCUACAAACAAGUCGCCGCCCCGCAGGCCAACACUCUACCCCUUCGAGGGCGACCUAUUCACCGGCCGCGCAGCAAAUGCCAAGUCUGACGCUGAUGGCCUUCCGAACACAGAUGUAGAGAACGGGCUUGGAGUGCGUAGUUCGAUGAAUAACAGUGACGAUGGAAAUAAUAGGGACAGCAAGGGUAAGGCAACGGCUAACGUGUCUGAGCACGAGAUGCAUGCGUAUUCCACCGAUGAGAAUACAAAGGACGACAGAAACAGAGUUAGUCGGUUCUCAAUAUAUACGGAGUGA